GUCGAUGGUGCAGGUAUGCUGAGGCAGCUUUCAUGCCAAGGCAUCAUGGCGAGUCAACGGCCUCCCUCCAGCAUUGGCCGCCCACUGAGCCGCAGUGGAUCUGUGGUCCCUGUCGCUGGAAGACUCCCAACGGCCGUCCGACCUCCUCCUACAGCUAUUCGAGUCCCAACUGGGAUGGUUCCAGGUACAAGUGGUCAUCCUGGCAUGAGGGGCGGCAUCCCCAUUGCCACCCCUGGAGUUCUCUCAGCACAGAUCAAAGUGACUGACAGGCCCGUGACCCAACAGGGGCUCAGUGGUAUGAAGACUGGCAUGAAAGGACCUCAGAGACAGAUUCUGGAUAAGUCCUACUACUUGGGCCUUCUUAGGAGUAAGAUCAACGAGUUAACCACAGAGACCAGCAAACUGCACAAAGAGAUUGACAACUACAACCAGGAGAAUUCUGUGUAUCUCUCCUACGAGAAGAGAGCCGAAGGCCUUGCUGCAGAGAUUAAGGAUCUACAAGGCCAGCUUGCUGACUACAACAUGCUGGUGGACAAGCUCAACACCAACACAGAGAUGGAGGAAAUGAUGAACGACUAUAACAUUUUGAAAGCCCAGAAUGACAGCGAGGCUGAAAGCAUUGAUAGCAUCUUCACUGAGAGGAGAGAAAGAGAGGAGGCAAUCCGGGAGAUUGAAGAAGGGAUUAGGAGGGAAAGGCGGGUCGCUGAUGAGGUUGUCCAGGCAAUGCCAACCACAAAGCAAGAGAAAUAUUUCACCAUGACAACAGCCAAUGAGGAACUGCUACAGGAGCUAACUGUUCUACAGGAGGAGCUGGACAUCCUGAUAACUAGGAAGGAGGACUACGAUGCUGAGCUGGCCCACUCGCACAUAAAGCAGGAAGUGGUUCGGCUUCAUGAGACUCUGUCAGCGCUGGAGGCGAAGCGGGACACCAUGGAGGCUGAGCACAAGAGCCUGGGCUCCCCACAGGAGGAAAGAGAGCAAUUAUUCAAACAGGUGAAGGAGGACAACCAGGAAAUCGCCAGCAUGGAGAGACAGCUUACAGAGAUCAGGGACAGGACGCAAAAAAUCAAAGAGGAGAUCCAACAACUGGAGCAGGACUCAGAGGAAGCGCAGGGGGAGUGUCAGCAGAAAUACAAAGAGCUGAAGAAGAAAGAGGAGGAAAUUGACCGGUACCUAGAGUCAUUUGAGGAGACCAAGGCUCGAAGCAGAAAAGAUGACACAGGGGGGGAGGGGAGAGGGGAUUCAUUGAUACCUCACACAAGGAACAUGUUGCGGCUACAUCAGGUGGAUACAGUAACAGCCAGUGAGCUAAGAAACAUGCAGGAGGUGCUGGUCAGCAAGGAGACGGAGGUGGUCCAAUCAGAGAGCACUGCCAGAGGACUGACAACUGAGUCCCAGCGUCUGCAGCAGGACCUGGAGAAAGUGCAGCAGCUGGAGGGGAAGAUCACAGGUGAGCUCAGCACCCUGAAGGAGCGUGUUGCCACCAUGCAGUCUGAGCUGGUCACCUACCAAGACCUGGACACCCUGAGGCACACAGCAGAGGAGAAGAAAAGGAGACUACAGGAGGACCGCGUAUCCCUGACUCAGCGUCGGGAUUCAUUGGGGCAGCUGUUGGAGGAAAUGAACCAGAAAUAUGAGGCUCUGAAGACCAAACUGAAACACAACGAGACCCAUGCUCAGCUGGCUAACCUUGAGAGGAAAUGGCAACACUUGGAGCAGAACAACUUUGUAAUGAAAGAGUUCAUCGCCUCUAAAUCUCAGGAGAGUGACUACGCCUCAGUUGCUAAGAACGUCUCCCAACAAGUGGCAGAGUACAACAAGAGUCUUAUAGACUCCUUGCAGAACAGGAGUUAAAUACACACACACACACACACACACACACACACACACACACACACACACAGUCUGACAAGUGUCUGUUACUAUUUAGUAAUCCCAACCCAUUUCAGUUAAUGUCAUGAUAAAAUGGUCAGCACAUGGAGUAGUUGAACACUGAUGCUCAGUUGUCUCUUAACAAUGCAUUGAUAGCCACCUUUCUGUUUGCUAUCAGUAGCUCUCUGUACAAAAGGACAGAUUUUGCAAUUAGUUGUUUUAAAAAGUUAAACCAUGUUUUUUUUUCUUAUGGUGUUUUACUCUCAAGACAAAACCUUUUUGUUUAUAUCCAUUUCGAUAUUCAGUUUAUAAAGUGUUUACAGUUUGUGAUGACAAGUUAGACUGUAGCUGCUUACUGUCCUAAAUAACUAAAUGUGUCCAUGUAGUCAAAGUUAAAAAGUUUUUAUCUACUAUAUUUUGUAAUUAAAUGUACAUGAGAUUUUGCGGCUUUGUGUAAACAUAUAUUUAAAGUGCUCUGAUCAUUUGAAUAAAGGGGUUAAGAGAAAGGAAAACAAGAACAGAA
Messenger RNA from Perca fluviatilis (European perch), 2395 nucleotides. RefSeq names its product intraflagellar transport 74 (gene ift74). Bases 16 to 1854 code for a protein of 612 amino acids. Lineage: Eukaryota; Metazoa; Chordata; Actinopteri; Perciformes; Percidae. Gene Ontology annotation, molecular function: beta-tubulin binding. Gene Ontology annotation, biological process: cilium assembly; intraciliary transport involved in cilium assembly. The transcript has 21 exons. Gene Ontology annotation, cellular component: intraciliary transport particle B; cilium; centrosome. The record is from RefSeq and is a predicted model, not a curated record.